AUGUCCUACUCAAGUUACGUUAUUUCAAGCGUGAACUACAAGCUCUCAGAGAAAGUUCCAGCCUUUGUGGACGCCUCUAGUGGAGAUCCAGGUAUGUGGUACUUUUCCGACUAUAAACUGAUUGAAAGGAUGACAUGGCAUCGUUUCUUGAAAGAGUUUAUUCAUAUGAAUUUGGGCAAAUUACGUUUUUGUGAUCAAAAGAGCCUAAUGACCGGUAGACAAAAUAAGAACGAGAAAAUCUCGACGUUUGGUGCAAGUUUUAGAAGUGAUCGGAUGAAGGGUGGAAAGUUAUACAGGACGUGUGGGAGAAUAGAAAAUCAAUUAACGCCUGAAGUUCACAUAGACCAGAUGUCGAGGAAUGUAUGA
Messenger RNA from [Candida] anglica, 366 nucleotides. Lineage: Eukaryota; Fungi; Ascomycota; Pichiomycetes; Serinales; Debaryomycetaceae. The record is from the annotation of a GenBank genome assembly.